UCUCAUUCCAGGACUUAUUUCUACUUAACAUGAUAUCUCUUACCGCCCUCAUCGUCCUUCUGGCGCUUCUAGCUACCCAGACAUUGACUAUCGAGAUACCGAGGGAUGUGAAGAAUUUCUAUAGCUUCAUCCGAGUCCGGGGCAAGUGCAAACAUGCUCUCUCAACCGGGUUUCACAGCGUUGAGGGGGACAGCGGAGACUUCGUCUACUGCGGGGACUUUGUAGACAAGUACAAAAUCAUCUAUCUUCAAGGAAAGGGGGGCAACCUUGCCAACAUGGACGUAGACUGCGAUGGGGCGCAGGGCGGAGGCGAUGGACGUUGCGGUAGCUCCACCGAUACUCAAUCCGAGACGACUUUCCGCAACGUGUUGAGAGGAUAUAACACAGGUCCACAGGACCUCAACGCCUCGCUGCAUCCUUAUGUCGUUUUCGGCAACGAAGGGACAAAAAGCGGAUGGCCUACCUUUAACCCGAGCCAACAUGGCGUUAAGCCGCUCAGUGUGAUGGCCGUGAUAUGUAACGAUCAAGUGGUCUACGGGAUCUGGGGAGACACAAACGGGGACGAUGGACCUCAAGCUAUGGUUGGUGAGGCUUCCAUUUCCCUGGCUACCGCUUGUUACGGCGACGUCAUAAAUGGCAACGCGGGACACGACGAGAACGAUGUUCUAUACAUCGCCUUCACGGGCGACGAGGCCGUUCCAGGGGCACAGGGCGCCGCCUGGAACGCAUCAACCUAUACCGACUUCGAAAGCAGCAUCACCGACUUAGGGAACACCCUUCUUGCUCGUGUGGGCAGUGGCUGUAACGGCGGGCUUGGCAUAGAAAAAUGGCUCUUAUAUACGACAGUCUUGGUUGGGAGUGUCGUAUUGGCAAUAUAAGUUACUGUAGAUUUUCUAGUGAUAGAACGGUCUGAGGGAAAUAAUGGGCCAAAAUUCAGGGCGCGAGAUAAGGCGGUGUCGGAAGUCGGGGCUGAGACGGAAAAGACGGCAGCAGUUGAAAUGCUCGUUGAAACGCGUGUUUCCUGUUGGCUCUCUCUGGAUAAUCCCUGCGUUGACAGUUUGGAGUUAUUGUCUGGGCCAGAACAUAUGGGCUGCUUCAUAAGUCAUGGGGAUUUCCAGGCAAAUCGAAAUUAGGUUCCUUGUCUAUUUACCGCAAGCUGUAUUUCUUAGUUUUAGUUAUCUUCUUCGUGUUCCUAGUCACAUAUAUACCAGCCGCUGGUUUUCCUUACAGCCAGCAAAGAACAUAAAG
This is a messenger RNA of Colletotrichum navitas, 1248 nucleotides long. RefSeq names its product fungal chitosanase. The record is from RefSeq and is a predicted model, not a curated record. Bases 30 to 878 code for a protein of 282 amino acids. Gene Ontology annotation, molecular function: chitosanase activity. NCBI's taxonomy places the organism in Eukaryota, Fungi, Ascomycota, Sordariomycetes, Glomerellales, Glomerellaceae. The transcript is spliced from 3 exons.